UUUAUUUACUCUCCCAUCUCUUUAGCCUCGUCUCGCUUCAUCCAUCUCUCUCCAUUGUCGUUUCUACCUCCUUCGUAGAGCUAAAUUAUUGGGGUUCCUCCGUCUCCGGGAAAGGUCUCGUCUUUUGCUCUCGAUCUCCGAAAGUAGAAAAUGGCUGACGGUGAGGAUAUCCAGCCUCUUGUUUGCGACAAUGGAACUGGAAUGGUUAAGGCUGGUUUUGCUGGGGAUGAUGCGCCAAGGGCUGUGUUUCCCAGCAUUGUGGGCCGUCCUCGUCAUACCGGGGUGAUGGUGGGAAUGGGACAGAAGGAUGCUUAUGUCGGGGAUGAAGCUCAAUCCAAGCGUGGUAUUUUAACACUAAAGUACCCGAUCGAGCACGGGAUUGUCAGUAACUGGGAUGAUAUGGAGAAGAUUUGGCACCACACUUUCUACAACGAGCUUCGUGUUGCUCCCGAGGAACAUCCCAUUCUUCUCACCGAAGCACCUCUCAACCCGAAGGCUAACCGUGAGAAGAUGACCCAGAUCAUGUUCGAGACUUUCAAUGCCCCGGCCAUGUACGUGGCCAUCCAGGCCGUUCUUUCCCUUUACGCCAGUGGUCGUACUACUGGUAUUGUGCUCGACUCUGGAGAUGGUGUUAGCCACACUGUCCCUAUCUACGAGGGCUAUGCACUUCCCCAUGCCAUCCUACGUCUCGACCUUGCCGGUCGUGACCUGACCGAUGCUCUGAUGAAAAUCCUCACUGAGCGUGGUUACUCUUUCACCACAACGGCCGAGCGUGAAAUCGUCAGAGACAUAAAGGAGAAGCUCAGCUACAUUGCCCUUGACUACGAGCAGGAGCUGGAGACUGCCAAAACCAGCUCUGCGGUGGAGAAGAACUACGAGCUUCCCGACGGGCAGGUGAUAACUAUCGGUUCUGAGAGGUUCCGCUGCCCGGAGGUUCUUUUCCAGCCGUCUAUGAUCGGUAUGGAAGCUGCUGGUAUUCAUGAAACCACUUACAACUCCAUAAUGAAGUGUGAUGUCGAUAUCAGAAAGGACUUGUAUGGUAACAUUGUGCUCAGCGGUGGAACCACCAUGUUCCCGGGAAUUGCUGACAGAAUGAGCAAAGAGAUCACGGCUCUGGCUCCGAGCAGCAUGAAGAUCAAAGUGGUUGCCCCUCCCGAAAGGAAAUACUCUGUCUGGAUCGGAGGGUCCAUCUUGGCCUCCCUCAGUACCUUCCAGCAGAUGUGGAUCGCAAAGGCGGAGUACGAUGAGUCUGGCCCGUCAAUUGUUCACCGGAAAUGCUUCUGAGAGCUCAAAGUUGAACCCUUUUCAGAUACGAAACGCUGUUUCUGGUUUAUCCAUUGCUGGGUUUAUCUCCGUUUCCGCCUGCUCGUUGUCUUUUGUUCUUCCAUCUUCUGAGAUUCCGACCGAAAUACUGUUUUUGAAGAACUUGUCUGUUUGUAGUAUUUGUUAAAAUCUUUGUCCUGUCCCUUCUUCUGUUUCUUAGUUCGAUGAACACCUUCUCUGUUUGAGCCAAUAAGGACUCCUCUUAUCCUAUGCAGUUUGUGGCAUAUAAACUUCCUUUUUUUUUUCCAGUGGUUUGUUUCUUUAUUGAUGAAUA
Molecule: messenger RNA, 1597 nt
Organism: Tarenaya hassleriana
Lineage: Eukaryota; Viridiplantae; Streptophyta; Magnoliopsida; Brassicales; Cleomaceae
Product: actin-1
Exons: 5
Coding region: 151-1284 (377 amino acids)
Cellular component (GO): cytoplasm
Source: RefSeq, a predicted model, not a curated record